AUGUGGUGUAAGUGGGACAUACAAGAUUUCAGGACAACAAACACAGCUGAAGCAUUCCACAGCAAAUUGCGAGGGAUGCUUUCAAGGAGGAUAAAUCCACCUUUUGAAGAGCUGCUGGAGUUCAUACACUCUAUCAAUUCGCUAGCAUUAGGGAUGCUGAUGCACGUCAAAGAAAAUGUACGCGCUUUGAAACUUCUUCGCAGGAAAGAUCAGGAGCGACGCGUAAAAAUCGAUCAGGCUAUGAAUGAGUUUAAAGAAUUGCAUUUUUCUAAUGAUUCAUUGGACAAUAACAUUAUCAAGAAUUAUUGCAGGAAGAUGUCUCAGUUCGUUAGUGAGAAGACCAUAUGGAAGCUGCUUAAUAGACUAUAA
Cylicocyclus nassatus is the source of this 369-nucleotide messenger RNA. Lineage: Eukaryota; Metazoa; Nematoda; Chromadorea; Rhabditida; Strongylidae. The record is from the annotation of a GenBank genome assembly.